AUGGCGAAGAAAGGGAGUGAUAUUGUAUAUAGGGCUUAUCAAGAUGCCUUGAGACUAGGCCAGAAUAUCAAUCCCUUUCUUCUUGAGGUACUCCCUGACGUUGGGGCUAUUGAAAUAGAGCCUGGCGUCCUGGAGGACCGAUACUAUGGAGAUAUCAGAGGAACUGCCGGUGAUAACAAGAAGAACUUCAUUCGUACGGUGUUUCGAAAUAUCGCCACUUGGUAUCCAUUCGAUUGGAUCUGGGGACAAAGGAUAGAAGUUUACUGUGAAGUCGACCAGCCAAACAAAUCUAAAACGACUUGCAAAUCGCGGAUAUCCGGUAAACAAGGCUCUAUCGGUGCAUACGCGUUGAGCGAGGAUGGGAAAUACAAGAUCAUCCUGUCGUGGUAUGCGACAGCAGAGUGGUUCUCCAACAUCUUUGGAUACCCAGACCCAACAUCAGCUGAGAACGCAGGUGGGCAAGAAGACGAUUGGUCCGACUUGUACAGUGCCGACGGGUCAUCUGCGAACAAUGGCGGCGCCGACGAGGAGCCUGAUUACGAUGAUAUAUCAGAAGCUGAGGCUAUUGCUUUUGCCGCCGGCGAUUAUACCCCGAAUGGAUGGCUUCAAACAAGAAUCUCAGAAUUCUACCGCGAGGAGGUUCGUUCGUAUGAAUCAGCUGUCUUUGCAGUGUUAACAUGUACAGAUUCGAUUACGUACGGCUACGCAAGCUCCGACGGUAACGGCUACCGCGCUGAGUUGCACAACAUACUUACUGCAGCUGGUAACAAGGUCGACAUGAUCGGUUCUGUCCGGUCGGGAAGUAUGGAGGAUAACGAUAACGAAGGCCAUAGCGGCGACACUAGUUCUGAAAUCGCUAGUUUCAGGAACGCGUGCAGACAGAGGCCUAACGUGGUGCUCCUCCACGCAGGCACUAACGACAUGAACAAGCCUGAAGACCCCGAUAAUGCACCCGGGCGACUGGACAAUCUCGUUGGGACUCUAGUUGCAGCUCUGCCAGACGCGACUAUCGUCGUCGCCAGAAUCAUCCCAGCCGUCAGCAGUAGCACCUUUUCCAUAAUCCGAGUUUAUAACAACGCCAUCACGAGACUCAUGGCGAGACGUGCUCUUAGGGGCGAGAAAGUCAUGAUGGUUGGCAUGCCAUCUGGUGUGCAAACAAGGGACCUCAAGGACGGCUGGAUAAAAGAUCCCGUGAGUGGAGAGAGUCCUGAGCAGCCAUCGCGGGGUUAUUGCCCUCAUGAACCGACUUGGCUUCCACAAGGCGAAGUAGCAAGCGGUGGCGGCCUUGGGGUGAAUCUUUGGCUUCGCGCUGCUUGUUUCACCAACCAACCCGUCGACACUGCCGUUCACUUUGCCGACCUAAACGGAGACGGACGAGCCGACCUCCUAUGGGUUGAUGACAAAGGUGCCGUCACUGCAUACAUCAACUCUGGCAGCUCUGACACGGGCGCAAACGCCGCGAAGGUUGGAUGGCUGCCCCCAGGUGUCAUAGCCAAUGGUGUCGGUGCGAACCGCAGCAACGUGCACUUCGCUGAUCUCAACGGCGAUGGCCGGGUAGAGUACUUCUGGGUGCACGACGACGGCAGCGUCGGCUGCUGGCUAAACGCUGGCGGACCUGAUAAUGGACCUAAUGCCGGCAAGGUCAGCUGGAUUCCACAGGGCAAGAUCGCGUCAGGCAUCGGUAAAGAUGGUGACGGUGUGCGUUUUGCAGACUUGAACGACGACGACCGCGCAGGGUACUUAUACGUCAACACCGACGGGUCAGGAGAAGCAUAUCUCAACCUCGGACCACCAGAUCAAGGUCCAAACGCUGGUAAGGUGUCGUGGGCAUCUCAGGGGACCAUUGAAUCUGGCGUAGGGAUGGGAAGGGAGAACGUUGUCUUGGCCGAUGUCAACGGCGAUGAACGAGCUGACUAUGUAGUUAUCUCGCGGAAGGACGGUAGUGCUAAGCUUGGCCUGGUAUCCGCGUGGAACGAUUCCUUCGGGUACUGGGACUGGUGGCAUGGGGAUUCAGUUGGCGGAUCUCAAUGGCGAUGGCAGAGCUGA
Molecule: messenger RNA, 2046 nt
Organism: Fusarium redolens
Lineage: Eukaryota; Fungi; Ascomycota; Sordariomycetes; Hypocreales; Nectriaceae
Exons: 7
Coding region: 1-2046 (681 amino acids)
Molecular function (GO): phosphatidylcholine lysophospholipase A1 activity
Source: RefSeq, a predicted model, not a curated record